UAACUCUCUUUCUCGUGCUUUUAAGGACAAAACACAAAGAAGUUCCCACAUAAGCGCUUCUUCAAACGCGCUUUUUUUCCAAUGUGAUUCUUACGGAAAGCCUCCCACGCAAAAGUACUUUUUCCCAAAUGCGAUUUUGCAGCCAGACAACUUUUUCGCAAACCCAAAUGCGAUUCGUAAUCUCACUGCAUCGAUUCAGUCGCGUUUUGGUUCUGGUUCAGAAUACUUAUGGUUUGGUGCAUUUUUAAGGUAAGCUUCACGAUUUCAUGUUGAUUAGGGUUUCAAUUGGUUUAUCUGGUUUUUUGUUUCGGUAUUGAUUCUAAAUUAAGUUAACACUAGCAUCAACAUUAUGAAGCUAAAUGGAGGAAUGUUUAGCGGUUAAAAAUGCAGAAAAAUACAGCUUUUGGUCUUGCCCGCAAGGUGUUCGGUAAAACACCUCAAUCGUAUCUCUUGAUUCUUUUGCUUCAAUUUUUUUACUUCAUGAUGUUGAGUUGUUGUACUGCUGGUAUUGUUCAUUUAUGAUCAUUUGCGGCGUGUGAAUUGGCGGAGAAUUGUCGACGUUACUACCUUUUUACAACUUACGCCUCACGUGUUCGACAAAAAGUUUCAACCAGUUUCUUUCCUCUUUUUGCUUUUGUUUUGAUGUGCAUUGUGAUGCUGAAUUUUCUGUUAUUGUUGCUGAACUCAUUCUGCUUAUUGAAUUGGUUAUCAAGUCUAUAGUGGAUUUCUGUAUUUCAGCUUCAAAGUCAUGCAUAAAAUAUGAUGUUUAGAUGAGCAAGCUUAGAUUGAACUUGAUAAAUUCACUUGAUUUGAUGCUUUGUUUGUAGACUAAUUUCUCAUUUCUUAAUUAAAGAAUUGCAGUGAUGAGUAUGAUACAUGGACAUGCCUUCUCCUUGGAAUUCAAGCAGAAGUUUUGGUUUAACCUUAAACAUCCAAUGAAUUUGGUUUACAGACAGUCAUCUUCUAUUUGUCAGUUUUUUUUUUAGAAUUCUAACUAUGGUUUAAACUGAUUUGCAAGAUCUUGGGCAGUUUGUAGCAGGCUUUGUAUUACUAUCUUUUGUUCAUGGACUAUUUCAUCAAUCAAUCAGAAGUUCCACUUUUUGUGAAUGGAAUACUAAUAAAGUUGAGUGGGGAGAGUGCAUUUAUGCUUAUGAGUCUUCUUGGAGAACUCUUGUGCCUCACAACUUUUACCUUCAUUCCUCUAUUGUACAGGGUAGACAUAAGGAAGCUGAUGAAGUGUUGUGCUAUACCCGAAGAGGAAUCCAUAGUUAACAAUCAGUACAUUCCACAAAAGAUGGGAUCAAAAGGCGUCGACCACGUUGCAAUCAUAGUUACAAUUGGAAAUUCAUGGCUAUUUGCUGAAAUUUUUACCGCGGCUGGUGCAUAUAAUGAAAGACCACAAUUGACUCAAUUCGGUUGCCGCACUGAUAGAUCUGGGUUGAUCACUGCAACUCGUUGGAUAAGUCUCCUGAAUCAGUUGCAAUGGGGAACCCCUUCUUUUAACGCCGGUGAUAUUUUCGCAAUGAUUGCUGCUUCUCUUGUUGCCAUUGUAGAGAGGUCAAUCUCUCUAAGAAACAUGCUGAAGCUCUUUUGGAUAUGAGCUUACGAAGACUGGCCCUUUGUGAGGAAAAUCUUGGUCGCAUUCGUAAGACUCUCGCUGACUUCACCAGCUUGAAUCACUGAGUAGUUAACAUACUACUUCUGUCGGGUGGACUCCAUCAAUGCUUUCGAGCCUGAUGGUUACAAAUCCUCUUGAUUAUGUUGAACCUUUGGGAACAGCUUGUGCUUCUGGGUUUACACUAAAUAAAGCUGGUGCUUCUGGUACUUCGGGUGGACCGUUUCCAGCGGGUUUACACUAAAUAAAGUUGGUGCUUCUGGUGCUUAUGUUGAAUCCUCUUGAAUAUUUUACUUGGUCGUUGAUUAGAUUCAUACAAAAUAGGGGUCUUUAUAGUUAUACUUAUUCAA
Messenger RNA from Vicia villosa (hairy vetch), 1965 nucleotides. RefSeq names its product nucleobase-ascorbate transporter 4-like. Bases 1064 to 1600 code for a protein of 178 amino acids. The record is from RefSeq and is a predicted model, not a curated record. Gene Ontology annotation, molecular function: transporter activity. The transcript is spliced from 6 exons. NCBI's taxonomy places the organism in Eukaryota, Viridiplantae, Streptophyta, Magnoliopsida, Fabales, Fabaceae.